Messenger RNA from Knipowitschia caucasica, 255 nucleotides. NCBI's taxonomy places the organism in Eukaryota, Metazoa, Chordata, Actinopteri, Gobiiformes, Gobiidae. The record is from the annotation of a GenBank genome assembly.
AUGUCGAUGCUGGCGCUGGUGCGUAAACAGCUGAAGAGCCAUCCUGCGCUCAUACCUCUCUUCAUCUUCAUCGGUGGAGGAGCGGCUAUGAGCAUGUUGUACUUGGGCCGGUUGGCUUUGAAGAACCCCGAUGUCUCCUGGGACCGCAAGAACAACCCUGAGCCAUGGAACAAAAUGACACCCGAUCAUCAGUACAAGCUCUUCACUGUCAACAUGGACUACUCAAAGCUCGAGAAGAACAGACCAGACUUUUAA